This is a messenger RNA of Mizuhopecten yessoensis (Yesso scallop), 4571 nucleotides long. RefSeq lists its product as uncharacterized. Lineage: Eukaryota; Metazoa; Mollusca; Bivalvia; Pectinida; Pectinidae. Gene Ontology annotation, biological process: heterophilic cell-cell adhesion; establishment or maintenance of epithelial cell apical/basal polarity. The transcript has 25 exons. The coding region runs from base 67 to 4449 and encodes 1460 amino acids. Gene Ontology annotation, molecular function: calcium ion binding. Gene Ontology annotation, cellular component: protein-containing complex; plasma membrane. The record is from RefSeq and is a predicted model, not a curated record.
CUUAUUGGAAGCCCGAUAAUAAAACGACGGCCGAUAAAAAAAAAAUACUGCACAAAGGAAUAUCUUAUGACGACGACAAUGACGAUUUACAGGCUUGUCGAGUUGUAUACCUGGCUGGCACUAUUUCAAUCGUACAGCGCCCAUAUAGAGCAAAGUCACCCAUCGCACUAUAUGAUAAAAGAGGAAGAUGCCAAGUCAUUUCUAACCGACUCUAGAAUCAGCAAACGGAGUGCCGACCUGUGUGUCAACGAUGAAUAUUACUGUGAAGCUAACAAACCAGAAUGUAGGCUUUACACUGAACGUUCACGGGAGGCAUACUGUAGACCAGAUUCCUGUCCAAUCGGUCAGACAUGCUACAUGUCCACACCCUGUCCGGCACAUUAUAGAACUGGAUGUGACGCAAACGCUUGCCUCGGGAUACCAUGUAAGAAUGGGGGCACGUGCAAAACGGUGGGUACUACGUACACGUGUGCGUGUACAACAGCGUACUACGGAGAGACCUGUGCAUACGUGGAUGAAUGCCACUCCAAUCCGUGUGAAAAUGGAGGGACGUGUACCAGGGUAGGAUCAAACUUCAACUGUGGCUGUACAAACGGACACCAAGGAACCAACUGUCAGCAUCAAAGUCCCUGUUACGGCCAGCCUUGUAAGAAUGGAGCCACGUGCCAGAAUUCAGGAACGACUUAUGUAUGCGCGUGUACAUCCGGAUUCUACGGUGUCGACUGUGAAAGCGUGGAUAGAUGCCUCUCCAAUCCGUGUGAAAACGGAGGGACGUGCAGCAGAAUAGGAUCUAACUUCAACUGUGACUGUACAAACGAACAACAAGGAACCAACUGUCAGCAUCAAAGUCCCUGUUACGGUCAGCCUUGUAAGAACGGAGCCACGUGCCAAUAUGCUGGAACGACCCACACAUGUGCGUGCACAUCCGGAUUUUAUGGUGUCGACUGUGAAAGUGUGGAUAAAUGCCUCUCCAAUCCGUGUGAAAACGGAGGGACGUGUACCAGGGUAGGAUCAAACUUCAACUGUGGCUGUACAAACGAACACCAAGGAACCAACUGUCAACAUCAAAGUCCUUGUUACGGCCAGCCUUGUAAGAAUGGAGCCACGUGCCAGUAUGCUGGAACGACCUACACAUGUGCGUGCACAUCCGGAUUUUACGGUGUCGACUGUGAAAGCGUGGAUAGAUGCCUCUCAAAUCCUUGUGACAACGGAGGGACGUGCAGCAGGAUAGGAUCUAACUUCAACUGUAGCUGCACAAACGAACACCAAGGAACCAACUGUCAGCAUCAAAGUCCCUGCUAUGGCCAGCCUUGUAAGAAUGGGGCCACGUGCCAAUAUGCUGGAACGACCUACACAUGUGCGUGCACAUCCGGCUUCUACGGUGUCGACUGUAAAAAUGUUGACGCCUGCCAAAAAUCUCCUUGCAAAAACGGCGCUACGUGCAACAGGGUUGGAUCGGAUUAUAACUGUUCUUGUACCGACAGAUACAUCGGGUCAAGUUGUAUCGAAGAUUGUAGACCCGGACCAGCUGAUAUAAUCAUCGUACUAGAUUCCUCAACUAGCGCACACAUCGUGUUUAACAAGUCUAAAUCGUUUGCUGACUCAGUUGUUAAAGGAUUGUCAAUAGACGCUGGUGACUUCCGAAUCGCAAUGCUGACGUAUUCAGCUGAUGUCCAUCUUGAGUUUGGGUUUAACACACAUACGAACAAGACAUCCAUGCUUACUGCUAUAGACGAUAUAUCUAGUAGUUCUGGCGCAUCCUACCUUCAUAAAGCUCUGGGGAAUGCAAGUGAGAUGUUUCUUUCUGAAUCUUUAACCGGAGUGAAACAAUAUGUCAUCAUAAUAUCAGACGGACUCUCCACUCGCCGACAAAAAAACAUAGUGGAAACACGGUUGUUGAGGGCGCGGGGUGUUAAGGUUCUGUGUGUGGGGAUAGGAAGUCAGGUAGCCCAGGAGGAACUGCUCCAGAUAGCUACAGCUACUCCGUACGUCUUCUCACCCAGUAACGACGAUGUCCUCAAUGUCAUUCUUAUGGAGACAGCGAAUACGAAUUGUACAGAUUGCCUGAUCAAUAAGGUCUCCGACAUUGUGUUGUUGGUAUAUGUAUCUAAAUACCAGUCAGCUCAGCUACAGAGGACAUUGGACACCGUCAAAUUCUUCAUACAGCAGGUCCGGGCGUAUUUCUCCUACACACGGAUAGCGAUGGUUACAUUCGAUGUCCGUCAACAUGUGAAAUUUGGACUGUCUGACGAUCAAGACACUGACGGUAUACUUGUCAAAAGUCAGAUAGGCAUUACUACGUACGAUCGGGAGUCUGACGUCAAAGCAGCGUUAGCGUUUGUUCGUACUUCUGUAUUAAGUGGUGCUCGAGGAACCAGCCGAAAGUUUGUGGUGGUGUUCUCUAAUGAAGGCUGGACAGACGUGGAUGGUAUUAUACGUGAGAGACAGGCCCUUAACAUGGACAAUGUCACUGUGGCCUUUGUUCCUGUAGGACUCUCAGCCGAGCUUGAUACCGUGUAUUCUGUCGCCGACCAAGCAAGCGACGUGUACUACAUCGGAAAUGAUGAGGAGGAUCACGACGAGGACAGACUAAAGGCCCUGAUAGCUCAGACGUCUCACGUGGAAUGUGUUAAUGAUUUGUUUGAAAAAAGACAGCGAGCGUUCAACACUAAAGUAGAAAGAGAGGUAUUGCUUGGAAGCAGAGAGAUAUAUAAAGAUCCAUUAACUGUUAUUUAUAUUUAUUCCAGGAUAAGUGAGAUGAAGAUGUCGGGGCUUGUUGCUUUGUAUAUAUGGCUGGCGCUGUUAGGAUUCUGCAGCUCCCAUAAAGAUCCAACCCACUUAUCCCACUAUCUGAUACAAGAGGAGGCUGCCAAAUCGUUCCUAGCCGGUUAUAGAAUCAACAAGAGGAGUGCUGACCUCUGUGUUGGCAGUGAACCUUAUUGUGAGAACCACAAAUCAGAAUGCUUGCUGUACACUAAAAGCUCACGUGAGAAAUAUUGUAAACCCAAUUCGUGUCCAAACGGUCUGACGUGCUACAUGGCCACACCCUGUCCGGCACACUAUACGAUCGGAUGCAUCGGAAAUGCUUGCCUAGGAUUACCAUGUCAGAACGGUGGCACUUGCAAACCAGAUCACGCGACGUACACGUGUCUAUGUACUACAUCUUACUACGGACAUAACUGUGAAUACGUUGACGCCUGUCAUAGUUCUCCUUGCAAAAACGGCGCUACGUGCAACAGAGUUGGAUCGGACUAUAACUGUUCGUGUACCGACAGAUACAUCGGGUCAAGUUGUACUAAAGAUUGUAGACCCGGACCAGCAACUAUAAUCAUCGUAGUGGACUCCUCAACUAGCGAAAAAAAUGCGUUUAACGCGUCCAAAACAUUUGCUGCAUCAUUUGUUGAAGGAUUGUCAAUAGACGCUGGUGACUUCCGAAUCGCAAUGCUGACGUAUUCAGUUGAUGUCUAUCUUGAGUUUGGGUUUAACAAGCAUACGAAUAAAACGUCUAUGCUAACAGCUAUAGCCAAUAUCUCAAAUGUUGUUGGCCCAUCUUAUCUGCAUAGAGCUCUGAGGAAGGCACGGGAGAUUCUACUUUCUGAUUCCCGAUUCGGAGUGAAACAAUAUAUCCUCCUUCUAUCAGACGGGCUUUCUACUUAUCGACAAGAAGCCGUACAGCAGUCACGAACUUUGAGGGCGCGGGGUGUUAAGGUUCUGUGUGUGGGGAUAGGAAGUCAGGUAGCCCAGGAGGAACUGCUUCAGAUAGCUACAGAUACUCCGUACGUCUUUUCUCCUAGUAACGACGAUGUCCUCAAUGUCAUUCUUAUGGAGACAGUGGAUACGAAUUGUACAGAUUGCCUGAUCAAUAAGGUCUCCGACAUUGUGUUGUUGGUAGAUGUAUCUAAAUACCAGUCAGCUCAGCUACAGAGGACAUUGGACAUCGUUAGGUUCUUCAUACAUCAGGUCCGGACGUAUUUCUCCGAUACACGGAUAGCGAUGGUCACGUUCGAUGGCCGUCAACAUGUGAAGUUUGGCCUGACUGACGAUCAAGAAACUGACGGUAUACUUGUCAAGAGUCAGAUAGGCAUUACUACGUACGAUCGGGAGUCUGACGUCAAAGCAGCGUUAGCGUUUGUUCGUACUUCUGUAUUAAGUGGUGCUCGAGGAACGAGCCGAAAUUUUGUGGUGGUGUUCUCUAAUGAAGAAUGGACAGACGUGGAUGGCAUUGUACGUGAGAGACAGGCCCUGAAUAUGGACAAUGUCACUGUGGCCUUUGUUCCUGUGGGACUCCCAGCCGAGCUUGAUACCGUGUAUUCUGUCGCCUACCAAGAAAGCGACGUAUACUACGUCGGAAAUAACGUGGAGGAUCACGAUGAGGAGAGACUGAAGGCCCUGAUAGCUCAGACGUCUCACGUGGAAUGUGUUAAUGAUUUGUUUGAUAAACGACAGUGAAUGGUGCUGAAUAGAUGUUAGAUUGUCAACAUACUGCACGAAACGUUCUGUGAAGAAGACCUUUAUAUAAACCACAAAACAAUAUGAAGCAUCAAGUUGAGUGUACAUACGUUUUCGGAUAA